This is a messenger RNA of Nematostella vectensis (starlet sea anemone), 2366 nucleotides long. Its product is annotated as growth/differentiation factor 8. Gene Ontology annotation, biological process: SMAD protein signal transduction. NCBI's taxonomy places the organism in Eukaryota, Metazoa, Cnidaria, Anthozoa, Actiniaria, Edwardsiidae. The record is from RefSeq and is a predicted model, not a curated record. Bases 24 to 1076 code for a protein of 350 amino acids. Gene Ontology annotation, cellular component: extracellular region. Gene Ontology annotation, molecular function: growth factor activity; cytokine activity. The transcript is spliced from 2 exons.
AGGUGGCCAUUAACUGACUAGAGAUGUUUCUUACACCUACGCUUUUCAUCGCUUUUCUCGCGCUUUGUGAGUGCUCGAGAUGUCCGCUCUGUGCCGAUCCCAUGGAGAAUCUUAAACAGGAUAGACUUCAAGCAAUUCAACAACAGAUUCUGGAUAAACUUGGGCUUCCUUUUGCACCAAACUUGACGGAUCCAAAGAUCCCGAAUAUACCCCCACUUCUGCGUCUUCUAGAGACCAGCCGGAACGCCGAGCUAGCCGCAAGCCGGGUAAAACACGAAGACAACUACCAUGCAAAAACCAAAACCAUCAUAAUGUUCCCCGAAAAAGCUCCUACAAUCAUCAGGGAACAUUCGGCAAAAUGCUGCUUCUUCCAGUUUCGCGAAAAAGCCAGCAGACUCCGGAUUUCCAAGGCCACUCUAGACGUCUUUGUGAAGCGAAACCCAAACGCAUCGUCAACCAAUCGAGACCCGCAAAUCAAGUUAUACAAACGAGUGUUCCCCGUAACUGAGGGAAUACCAGAAAAAGAAUUGGUAACUACCAAACCUAUUCGUCCAGGGCAGAGUGGAUGGUACCAUUUCAAGGUGAAAAAACUACUGCGGGAAUGGCGAAGAGAACCGCACAAGAAUCUGGGUGUUGAGUUCGAGAUAGAAGGUAAUGAUGGUUCAUUGAGCUUGGUCACUGAAGGUAAUGAAGCCAAAAAACCUUUCCUAGAAGUCUUCACACACGAUACAGGCAACAAGAGGCGGGCAAAGAGAAGAGCCGGGCUCGAUUGUGAUCCCUAUUCACACGAAAGACGCUGUUGUCGGUACGAAUUGACGGUAGACUUCGAAAAAUUUAGUUGGAACUGGAUUAUCGCUCCCAAACGUUUCAGGGCAUAUUAUUGCACGGGGGAAUGCCAGGAGAUUAUGCUACCCAUGUAUCCACAUGCACAUAUGGUAAAGAAAAGCACCGGCAAAAGGCCUUGCUGUAGUCCGACUAAGAUGUCUUCAAUUUCCAUGAUUUACUUCGAUUUCAAUCAACAGAUAAUGUUCGAGGAGGUGCCAGCAAUGGUAGCAGAGACAUGUGGCUGCACAUAGAGACAUUUCAUUACUCCGCUAGGUGUGUACAGGCCAAGCCAAUAGAUAGGUCAGCAUUCGCAUUCAAAAAAUACAGGGCUUAGAAUUGGGAAUGAAUACUUGCUCAAAUUUACUAGGCAAAAUAGAGGUAAAUCCAGCGUUCACAAGGCUAGAUAUCUUUGAACUGGGAAGAAUUCUUGAAAUUCAAAAGGUUAAAAAGUUAUUAGCCGAACUAGAAACUUAAAGCAUUCAUAAAAGCACAUUAGUUUGGAACCAGACAAAACUUUUUGCCUAAUUUGAGCAUUUACAAGGUUGCAUAUUGCUUUUAACUAAACAAAGCUCCUUUUACUUUCUAGGACAAUUCCGUGUUUAUGCUGCGGAUAUUCGUUUUUUGUAGGCACAAAAAUGUGCUACAAGGCAUUUUGUAGAUGGGCCUUUUUUCUUUUCUGUCGGUCUUAGGGUUAUGAAUUCAUUCCAUAGAAAUACACAAUUGUUCAACAAAUGGUGGCUUCAAGCUAACAGGCUUCAAUUCAGUAACAAAAUUUGAUGUAUAAAUUUAGAAUUUUAGAAAGAGUUAUUUCUGGCUCUUGUUAUUUAUUCAGAAGAGUGUAGAUGCACUUUAAAAGCUUAUGUCGUUUGGGAACAUUUUAUUUCCAACUAAAAGAUUUUGUAAUAGAUAUGAAAGAUUUUGUAAUAAUGGAUACGAAAAAUUUCGUUAUCGACUCGAAAAUGCAAAUGUAAUAGGUUGUCUUACUUCAAUGUGGCUUAAAUGAUGGACUCUUCAGGCCCGUAGCCAGGAUUUUGAGCGGGGGGGGGGGGGGGGGUAGCGUUUAACCGUUUGGCGAACCAUUCUCUCUUAGGCAGCUCGUCUUAACUCGCAGUGGUACUCAAUUUUACUUCAUCAGAGCGGACCAUUCAGUCGAGUGGGGUAGUUUUUCCGAAACCCCCCCCCCCCCCCCCCUGGCUACGGGCGUGCUCUUAUAAGGUUAAAUUGAAGGAUUUCUAAUAAAGUAAUACUACGGUCAAAACGAAUGUAUUUUCGAAGUGAAUAUGAGAUGGAAAGGUUAAACGAGAUUGGAGGAAGAAGAUUUUAAAAUAUCUAGAACAGAUUUGUUUGGUUGAACGAACCUAAAAAAAUAUCCUGACCUCAAAAUUAAACAGUAGAUUAAUUAUUUAUUGAAACUCCCCUGCUGCUCCAUCCCCCCAGAACUGUCGCUAUUUUUAAGGCUGGUUUCAUCGCUGUAAUUCACAACACCUGAUAAGUGAUUGGCUCAAUAAAAUUUUUCUCCAGUAUUUGGGGGAAAAGGCUCA